Molecule: messenger RNA, 1999 nt
Organism: Puntigrus tetrazona (Sumatra barb)
Lineage: Eukaryota; Metazoa; Chordata; Actinopteri; Cypriniformes; Cyprinidae
Product: claudin-4-like
Exons: 1
Coding region: 942-1634 (230 amino acids)
Biological process (GO): bicellular tight junction assembly; cell adhesion
Cellular component (GO): bicellular tight junction; plasma membrane
Molecular function (GO): structural molecule activity
Source: RefSeq, a predicted model, not a curated record
AUAUUUUAUAUACAUAUUUAAUAUGCUCCUCAGUGGUAAAAGACCAGCCAGCGGCGGAUUAAAAUAAUUAGAAUUAGCCAGCAAGCUGAAAAAGGCUAAUUCAACCUAAAUAAAAUGGGUGUAAAAUCACCACAUCUAUGACAAUGCAAAAAAAGAGGAGGAAGGAGAAACAGAUUUUUUUCAAAGGCUCAACCACACCUUCUUUCAGCCUCUCUAGAAAAGGCAAUGGCCGUGUUUUUACCGAGCAUGUAGAAGAAUGUUAUUAAUCAGAAUUUGGUCAAAUUCUAAUUAUGUGUCUAUGAUGGGUCAUACAGAUAUAAAGACUUCAAUGUGUUGUUGAUGGGCGUUUUUGAGAUCUCUAUUCUGUACGCCAACAUUAAACCCAUGCCUGAGAUUCAUGUGCACUCAUUUCAGCACAGAACUGUUUAAAAAAACUCAACUUUUGUAAAGUUUGACAUUUAAACAACAACAAAUCCACCGAAUCUCUAUUCCAACCAAAACACUGUGAAGUUGUUUUGCUGAAACUUCAGGUCCUCCCAAACCGGUUAGACGAGAUGUCAGAGGCGAUACUAGCAAAGGCAUUUGUCUGAAUAUUACCAACAAGAUGUGGGUCACGAACGUUUGCGAGACAUUUUGUCUUAACAUUAAAUACUGCACUUCAUAUGGACCUGGAAUAAAUAAAGCAACGCUGCAUUCAACAUAUAGAAAGCUUUCGGUGUGCUUCUAAACAUGCAUAUUUUAAUAAAAACGACAUUGCUCCAUUCAGGAAUUGACAAAGGAGCGUAAACUGAUCUCUCAUAUAUUUCAAACCCCUUUAUUGUCACAAAGCCGCUUGCGCCCUCAGUUUCUGCUGAUUCUCAUUCGGCUAGCAUGCUUUCUUCUCAACCCAGCGCGUUUACCACCUAAAUACGGUCUUAGCGUUUGGAGAAGCCACUAUUGAGAUGACGUCUAUGGACAUGCAGUUACUGGGCUGCGUCCUGGCCCUGUUCGGCUGGGCUGGAGUGAUAAUUGUGUGCGCCUUACCCACGUGGAAAGUCACGGCCUUCAUUGGCACCAACAUUGUGACCUCUCAGGUCUUCUGGGAGGGGAUCUGGAUGAGCUGCGUGGUGGAGAGCACCGGACAGAUGCAGUGCAAGGUCUACGACUCCAUGCUGGCUCUGAGCCCCGAUCUGAUAGCUGCCCGUGUCCUGCUGGUGUUUUCCAUCCUGGUGGGCAUCGCUGGGAUUCUCGUGGCGCUCGUCUCCGGGAAAUGCACCAACUUCAUAGCCGAGGAACGGGGAAAAGUGAAAGCGUCCAUCGUCGCCGGAGUGCUCCUGAUGGUCUCUGGAGUUCUGUGUGUUAUCGCCGUGUCCUGGACCGCCGUCAUUAUAGUGAACGACUUCUAUAACCCCCUGUUACUGGAUGCCCAGCGCAGGGAGCUGGGGGCUUCGCUGUACCUCGGCUGGGCCGCUGGGCUGCUUCUGCUGCUGGGAGGAGGGCUGCUCUGCAGUUCUUGCCCACCAAAAGAGAACUGUUCAGCGUCCGUCGUGUACAGUCCUGUAAAGAUGUCAAAGCCAUCCAGAGGAGACGACGCUCUUCUGAAGCACAUGGCUCCAGUAUCACGCUCUCCAACUCCUCCCAAGACCUACAUGUAGACCACCGGGCACUGCUUUCAAACUAUUUGAAAGAUUAUUUUGUGAUUUUGUGUUUUGAAAUGACUCUAUUUUGUAUGGGUGAAAUAUUUGGUGCACUUUUAGCUCUUUGAAUUGUCUUUCGUAAAUGCUGCACUUGUUUUUCAGCGAUGAUGCGCUCUUUUUUUAUUCAUUAAAUAUGCCCAUACUGCACAUCUUUUUUCUGGCCAAAAUUUAUUUUAAAUAUGUGGUGUAAAGAAAGAAUGAAAUAUACAGUUUGUUAGGCUGAAAAUAUGUUUAGUUUCAACUUUCUUAUAUGUUAUAUAUGACUGUAAAUAUAUGUUUACAUUUCCAAUCUUUAGUAGAAAUGCAAAUGUGGACUGAAGAGA